Molecule: messenger RNA, 624 nt
Organism: Indicator indicator
Lineage: Eukaryota; Metazoa; Chordata; Aves; Piciformes; Indicatoridae
Gene: DMAC2L
Product: distal membrane arm assembly component 2 like
Exons: 5
Coding region: 28-624 (198 amino acids)
Source: RefSeq, a predicted model, not a curated record
CUCCGUGCCCGCGCCGUGGCGGCGGACAUGGUGUUGUUGGGAAAACUCGUGCAGCCGGGUUGCAGCCUGAGCAAAGCACCGGGUGCCUGCAGACACUUCUGGGGAUGGCUGAAUGCCGUGUUCAACAAAGUGGACUACGAACGUAUACAGGCCGUUGGCCCUGACAGGGCAGCUUCAGAGUGGCUGCUGCGAUGUGGUGCCUUGGUGCGCUAUCAGGGCUACCAGAAAUGGCAGCAGGACUACAACGGCCUCCCCACAGGGCCCUUGGGCAAAUACAAGAUCGAAGCAAUUAAUGCCACAGACUCUUGCAUCAUGUACAGAGGAUUUGACUACCUGGAUGGUCUCCAGCAUGUUACAGAAAUCAAGCUGCAGAAAUGUAUUUACAUCCAAGACGAGUGCCUGCAGAAGCUCAGUGAGACAAAGAACCUCCAGAAGAGUCUCCUUCAGCUGUGGAUUAUUUCCUGUGGGAACGUCACAGAUAAAGGCAUCAUUGCGCUUCACAAGCUGACGAACCUUGAAUAUUUGUAUCUGAGUGACCUUCCUGGAAUAAGAGAGAAGGAAACCACCAUCGGCAUCCUUCAGCAGGCACUGCCAAACCUGGAGUUGGAGCUGGAUUUGGAAUAA